AUGGCGGUGGCCUCACCAGUGAAGAAGCUGAGGCCCAGAGCUGUUCAGCGGCUUGCCAUGAAGUCCUCUUGUGGCCUCUUGGGGAAGCCGCUGAGUCAGCUGUGCUGUUCCCGCUCAGGCUCCACAGGGCCCGCCCAGAUCAAGACUGUGAGGGUGGAAUUGUCCAGUUGGGCCAGCAGAGUCCUGGGCGCUCAGCAUGGCUUCACAGAGCUGGUGCAGGGAGGGCACCCGGCCAUCCUCACCCUGUCCUGCCUGGAUCAGGGUAAGGGACACUUGACUGCCCUGGGGCCCCAGGCCAACCUUGCCAUCUUUGCUCUUCCAGAAAGCCCUGCUAACCAUGUGUCUCCCUCUGCAGCCUGCCUGCUCCGCUCCAAUGCGCUCUCGCUGGUCUACCUGCUGUUCCUGCUGCUACUGCCCUGGUUCCCGGGCCCCUCCCGGCACAGCAUCCGAGGUCACACCGGCCGCCUCCUCCGCGCGCUGUUGGUCCUCAGCCUCCUCUUCCUGGCAGCCCACCUUACCUUCCAGAUAUGCCUGCACACUGUGCCUGGCCUGGACCAGUUUCUGGGGUCGAACUGCAGCCACUGGGAGAACCUCUCCCGACUUGUCGGGGUCACGAGGCUGGACCUGAAGGACAUCCCCAAUGCCGUGCGGCUGGUGGCCCCCGACCUGGGCAUCCUGGUGGUCUCUGCUGUGUGCCUUGGCCUCUGUCGGCGCCUCACACGGGAAGCCCGGCGGAGUCAGCCCUGCCAGGAGCCGCAGGAAGACGAUGACAGGGAAGUGGACACCGGCUCCCCGGUGGGGCUGCAGGGAGCCCCUGUGCUGGCCCCCACGCGGAAGUCGAGGCUGGCUGCCCGGUUCCGGAUCACAGCUCACUGGCUGCUGGUGGCUGCUGGGCGGAUUCUGGCCCUCGUGCUGCUCGCGCUGGCAGGCAUUGCCCACCCCUCGGCCUUCUCCAGCGUCUACUUCCUGUUCUUCUUGGGCAUCUGCACCUGGUGGGCCUGUCACUUUCCCAUCAGCCCCCUGGGCUUCAGCACACUCUGCGUCAUGGUGGGCUGCUUUGGCGCCGGUCAUCUCAUCUGCCUCUACUGCUACCAGAUGCCCUUCGCCCAGGACAUGCUCCCUCCGGCUGGCAUCUGGGCCAGGGUUUUCGGCCUUAAGGACUUCGUGGCCCACACGAACUGCUCCAGUGCCAACUCACUGGCCCUCAACACCAGCCACGACUGGCCCGUGUACGUGAGCCCCGGGAUCCUGCUGCUCCUGUACUACACUGUGACCUCACUUCUGAAGCUCCGCACACACCACCCCCCAGGCCAGAAAAAGGUGGCGGCUGAGGGUGUCGAGGAGCGGGAGGUGGAGCUGACUGAGGUGGACCACUGGCCCCAGGACAAGGCCAGGGGUGCAGCCGCCAAGGAGGAGGGUGCUACCCAGCACACGAUGCCUGACCCUGAGGCUGACAACUGCAUCGUGCACGACCUGAGCAGCCACAGCCCGGUCCAGCAGCGCCCCAUGCACCCCAGGCUGGCUGAGCCAAGAGAGACAUCUCCACUGCAUGGCCUGGGCCACCUCAUCAUGGACCAGAGCUACGUGUGUGCCCUCAUCGCCAUGAUGGUGUGGAGCAUCACCUACCACAGCUGGCUGACCUUCGUGCUGCUGCUCUGGGCCUGCCUCAUCUGGACUGUGCGCAGCCGCCACCAGAUGGCCAUGCUCUGCUCGCCCUUCAUCCUGCUCUACGGGCUGGCGCUGUGCUGCCUGCGCUACGUGUGGGCCAUGGACCUGCACUCGGAGCUGCCCACCACGCUGGGUCCCGUCAGCCUGCGCCAGCUGGGGCUGGAGCACACGCGCUACCCCUGCCUGGACCUCGGUGCCAUGUUGCUGUAUACCCUGACCUUCUGGCUCCUGCUGCGCCAGUUCGUCAAGGAAAAGCUGCUGAGGAGGAAGAAGACGCCCUCCGCGCUGAUGGAGGUCACUGUGGCGGACACAGAGCCCACGCGGACUCGGACGCUGCUCCGGAGCCUGGGGGAGCUGGUCACUGGCAUCUAUGUCAAGUACUGGAUCUACGUGUGCGCCGGCAUGUUCAUCGUGGUCAGCUUCGCAGGCCGUCUCGUCGUCUACAAGAUCGUCUACAUGUUCCUCUUCCUGCUCUGCCUCACCCUCUUCCAGGUCUACUACAGCCUGUGGAGGAAGCUGCUCAAGGUGUUCUGGUGGCUGGUGGUGGCCUACACCAUGCUGGUGCUCAUCGCUGUCUACACCUUCCAGUUCCAGGACUUCCCCAUGUACUGGCGCAACCUGACAGGCUUCACUGACGAGCAGCUGGGGGACCUGGGCCUGGAGCAGUUCAGCGUGUCCGAGCUCUUCUCGAGCAUCCUCAUCCCUGGCUUCUUCCUGCUCGCCUGCAUCCUGCAGCUGCACUACUUCCACCAGCCCUUCAUGCAGCUCACCGACCUGGAGCACAUCCCCCUGCCCGGCGCCUGCCGCCCCCGCUGGGCUCACAGGCAGGACGCAGUGAGCGGGACCCCAUUGUUGCAGCAGGACGAGGAGGAGGAAGCCCCUAGGAACCAGGGGUGGGGCACUGCUGGCUCCAACCAGGCCACGCAGGUCCCGGAAGUCACAGCCAACAAAUGGGGCCUGGUGGCCGAGCGGCUGCUGGACUUGUCCGCCAGCUUCUCGAACGUCCUCACCCGCGUGCAGCUGUUUGUGCGACGCCUGCUGGAGCUGCACAUCUUUAAGCUGGUGGCCCUGUACACCGUCUGGGUGGCCCUAAAGGAGGUGUCAGUGAUGAACCUCCUGCUGGUGGUGCUCUGGGCCUUCGCCCUGCCCUACCCCCGCUUCCGGCCCAUGGCCUCCUGUCUGUCCACCGUGUGGACCUGCAUCAUCAUCGUGUGCAAGAUGCUCUACCAGCUCAAGGUCGUCAGCCCCCACAAGUACUCCAACAACUGCACUGAGCCCCUCCCCAAUAGCACCAACCUGCAGAAGACAGAGAUCAACCAGUCCUUGCUGUACCGGGGUCCCAUCGACCCGGCCAACUGGUUUGGGGUGCGGAAGGGCUACCCAAACCUGGGCUACAUCCAGAACCACCUGCAGAUCCUGCUGCUGCUGGUGUUCGAGGCCAUCGUGUACCGGCGCCAGGAGCACCACCGCCGGCAGCACCAGCUGGCCCCGCUGCCCGCCCAGGCCGUCUGCAUCGAAGGCACCCGCCAGCAGCUGGACCGGGACCUGCUUAGCUGUGUCAAAUACUUCAUCAACUUCUUUUUCUACAAAUUUGGGCUGGAGAUCUGCUUCCUGAUGGCCGUGAACGUGAUCGGGCAGCGCAUGAACUUUAUGGUCAUCCUGCACGGCUGCUGGCUGGUGGCCAUCCUCACCCGCCGCAUGUGUGUGAUCCAGUCCUUCCACACCCUCGCCAGUAUUUGGCGGUGUCGCUAUUUUUAUAGUAUUAGCCGUUCUGAUAAGUGUGCAAUGACGUCUCGAGUGGUCCAGCCAUACCACGGCCAGCACUCAGGAGACUGCCCUGCCCGCCUGCCGCCCUCUAGCUUCAUACAGCUGCUCCCAUGGGGGCCUGGGGCUGUCCGGAGCCCUGACACGCUCCCUCUACCCACAGACUACCCCUGGCGCUGGAGCCAGGCCAUCCCCAUGAAUUCGGUGCUCAUCAAGUGGCUGUACCUGCCUGACUUCUUCAUGGCCCCCAACUCCACCAACCUCAUCAGUGACUUCCUGCUGCUGCUCUGCGCCUCCCAGCAGUGGCAGGUGUUCUUGGCUGAGCGCACCGAGGAGUGGCAGCACAUGGCCGGCGUCAACACCGACCACCUGGAGCCUCUGCGGGGGGAGCCCAACCCCGUGCCCAACUUCGUUCACUGUAGGUCCUACCUCGACAUGCUGAAAGUCGCUGUCUUCCGCUACCUCUUCUGGCUGGUGCUGGUGGUGGUGUUCAUCACAGGGGCCACGCGCAUCAGUGUCUUCGGGCUGGGCUACCUGCUGGCCUGUUUCUACCUGCUGCUCUUCGGCACCUCCCUGCUGCAGAAGGAUACGCGUCCCCGCCUCGUGCUGUGGGACUGCCUCAUCCUCUACAACGUCACCGUCAUCAUCUCCAAGAACAUGCUCUCGCUCCUGUCCUGUGUCUUCGUGGAGCAAAUGCAGAGCAGCUUCUGCUGGGUCAUCCAGCUGUUCAGCCUCGUGUGCACAGUCAAAGGCUACUAUGACCCCAAGGAGAUGCUGGGCAGGGACCAGGACUGCCUGCUGCCAGUGGAGGAGGCUGGCGUCCUCUGGGACAGUGUCUGUUUCCUGUUCCUGCUGCUGCAGCGCCGUGUCUUCCUCAGCUACUACUUCCUGCAUGUCAAGGCUGAGCUCCAGGCCACUGCUCUGCAGGCCUCCAGGGGCUUCGCCCUGUACAACGCUGCCAACCUCAAAAGCAUCGACUACCACCGCAAGGUCGAGGAGAAGUCCCUGGCCCAGCUGAAAAGACAGAUGGAACGUAUCCGCGCCAAGCAGGAAAAGCACAGGCAGGGCCCGGUGGGCCUCGGCCACUCCCAGGAGGCCCUGGACCCCGGCCAGGAGCCAGGUCCCAGCCGUCCAGGGGGCUCCUCCCCACCACGGACACAGUGGUGGCGGCCCUGGCUGGACCACGCCACAGUCAUCCACUCUGGGGACUACUUCCUGUUCGAGUCUGACAGUGAGGAGGAGGAGGAGGCCCAGCCCGAGGAUCCCAGGCCAUCGGCACAGAGUGCCUUCCAGAUGGCGUACCAGGCCUGGGUGACCAACGCCCAGACGGUGCUGAGGCGGCGGCGGCAGGAGCAGGCACAACUGCUUGUGGGAGGCGGCCCGCGUCCAGAGGCGGAGUUGGCAGAGGGUCCAGCAGACGAGGUGGCAGGCCGGAGCCAUGUGAUGCAGCGGGUGCUGAGCACCAUGCAGUUCCUGUGGGUGCUGGGACAGGCGCUGGUGGACGGGCUGACGCGCUGGCUGUACACCUUCACUCGGCACCACCGCGCCAUGAGUAACGUGCUGCGUGCUGAGCGCUACCUGCUCACACAGGAGCUACUCAGGGGUGGAGAGGUGCACCGGGGAGUGCUGGACCAGCUAUACUCAAGUGAGGCUAAGACCAUGCCAACAGGCCCCUCGGAGGCACGCGAUGUGCCUAGCACAGCUUCGAGCGGGCUGGGGGCAGAAGAGCCCAUAAGCAGCACGCCCGAGGACCCCAGCAGCCCCCUGAGCACGGGCUACAACACCCGCAGUGGCAGUGAGGAGAUGGUCACCGAGCCCAGGGCUUCUCUACACGGCUCCCGAGAGCUUCCCGCCAGCACGCGGACCCGGAUGCGCACAGCCAGCGAGCUGCUCCUUGACAGGUGCCUGCGCAUCCCAGAGCUGGAGGAGGCUGAGCAGUUUGAGGCCGGGCAGGGCCGGGCGCUGCGGCUGCUGCAGGCCGUGUACCAGUGCGUGGCUGCCCACUCUGAGCUGCUCUGCUAUUUCAUCAUUGUUCUCAACCAUAUGGUCACCGCCUCGGCCACCUCCCUCGUGCUGCCUGUGCUGGUCUUCUUGUGGGCCAUGCUGUCCAUCCCCCGGCCCAGCAAGCGCUUCUGGAUGACGGCCAUCGUCUUCACGGAGGUCAUGGUGGUCACCAAAUACCUGUUCCAGUUUGGCUUCUUCCCCUGGAACAGCCACACGGUGCUGCGGCGCUACGAGAACAAGCCCUACUUCCCGCCUCGCAUCCUGGGCCUGGAGAAGACUGACGGCUACAUCAAGUACGACCUGGUGCAGCUCCUGGCCCUCUUCUUCCAUCGUUCCCAGCUGCUGUGCUAUGGCCUCUGGGACCACGAGGAGGACCCGCUGUCCAAGGAGCCUGAUGGGGGCCAGGGGAAGGAGGAGCCUGAGGAGGAGCCAGCCCUGCUGGGACUCCAGACUGCGGAGAGCACAGGGCCCCAGGAGGAGCUGGGGGCGGCUGGGGCCACCGCCGAGGAUGACAUCCAAGUAGAAGUGAGAGAUGGGCCCUCAGAGCCACACGUGGAGAUCAGGCCCCACGACACGAAGCGCAUCGGUCUGCGUUUCAGGAGGAGGAGGAAGGAGAUGGCAGAACCCAAAGGACCGGCAGCCAUUGAAGCUGAGACGGAGGAUGAGGAGCAGGAGGCAGCAGCCGCCUCUCGGGACGUGUCCCUUCCCUCUGCCCGUCCCAGGGCCCAGAGCGUGUACCGGCCCCUGCGGCGUUUCUUCCACGACAUCCUGCACACCAAAUACCGUGCAGCCACCGACGUCUAUGCCCUCAUGUUCCUGGCUGACGUGGUCGACUUCAUCAUCAUCAUGUUCGGCUUUUGGGCCUUUGGGAAGCACUCAGCGGCUACGGACAUCACGUCCUCCCUGUCAGAUGACCAGGUUCCGGAAGCCUUCCUGGUCAUGCUGCUGAUCCAGUUCAGCACUAUGGUCAUCGACCGUGCCCUCUACCUACGCAAGACCGUGCUGGGCAAGCUGGCCUUCCAGGUCGUCCUGGUGCUGGCCAUCCAUGUCUGGAUGUUCUUCAUCUUGCCCGCUGUCACCGAGAGGAUGUUCAGCCAGAACACAGUAGCCCAGCUGUGGUACUUUGUGAAGUGCAUCUACUUCGCCCUGUCCGCCUACCAGAUCCGCUGUGGCUACCCCACUCGCAUCCUUGGCAACUUCCUCACCAAGAAGUACAACCACCUCAACCUCUUCCUCUUCCAGGGGUUCCGGCUGGUGCCGUUCCUGGUGGAGCUGCGGGCCGUGAUGGACUGGGUUUGGACAGACACCACGCUGUCCCUGUCCAACUGGAUGUGCGUGGAGGACAUCUAUGCCAACAUCUUCAUCAUCAAGUGCAGCCGAGAGACAGAAAAGAAAUACCCACAGCCCAAGGGGCAGAAGAAGAAGAAGAUCGUUAAGUAUGGCAUGGGCGGCCUUAUAAUCCUGUUCCUUGUGGCCAUCAUCUGGUUCCCGCUGCUCUUCAUGUCUCUGGUGCGCUCUGUUGUCGGUGUUGUCAACCAGCCCAUCGACGUCACCGUCACCCUCAAGCUGGGGGGCUAUGAGCCCCUGUUCACCAUGAGCGCCCAGCAGCCGUCCAUCGUGCCCUUCACACAGCAGGCCUAUGAGGAGCUGUCCAGGCAGUUUGACCCCCACCCGCUGGCCAUGCAGUUCAUCAGCCAGUACAGCCCUGAGGACAUCGUCACCGCGCAGAUCGAGGGCAGCUCCGGGGCUCUGUGGCGCAUCAGCCCGCCAAGCAGGGCCCAGAUGAAGCGGGAGCUGUACAACGGCACUGCCGACAUCACCGUGCGCUUCACCUGGAACUUCCAGAGGGACCUGGCCAAGGGAGGCACUGUGGAGUACACCAACGAGAAGCACACCCUGGACCUGGCCCCCAAUAGCACUGAGCGGUGGCAGCUGGCCAGCCUGCUGGAGGGCACCUCGGACCAGUCCGUGGUCAUCCCUAACCUCUUUCCCAAGUACAUCCGUGCCCCCAACGGGCCUGAAGCUAACCCCGUGAAGCAGCUGCAGCCCAACGAGGAGGCGGACUACCUCGGCGUGCGCAUCCAGCUGCGGAGGGAGCGUGUGGGCUCGGGGGAUGCUGGCUUCCUUGAGUGGUGGGUCAUCGAGCUACAGGACUGCCAGGCUGACUGCAACCUGCUGCCCAUGGUCAUCUUCAACGACAAGGUCAGCCCACCCAGCCUGGGCUUCCUGGCUGGCUACGGGAUCAUGGGGCUCUAUGUGUCCAUCGUGCUGGUCAUCGGCAAGUUUGUGCGCGGCUUCUUCAGUGAGAUCUCACACUCCAUCAUGUUUGAGGAGCUGCCGUGUGUGGACCGAAUCCUCAAGCUCUGCCAGGACAUCUUCCUGGUGCGGGAGACGCGGGAGCUGGAGCUGGAAGAGGAGCUAUACGCCAAGCUCAUCUUCCUCUACCGCUCACCGGAGACCAUGAUCAAGUGGACCCGCGAAAAGGAGUAGGAGCCAGGCUCCGUGUGCACGUGAAUGAAGGAGCCGGCCUGCCAGGAAGGAGGGCAGUGCUCCUCAGGCCACAGGAGCAGAUACUCCAGUCCCAGGCCACCAGCUGUGACAGGUCCUCCUGGCCCACUGAGCCUUGAUGCUGCUGUCAGAAGGGAGCUGUGGCCCCUCCACGGCCCAGCACAGGACUGCUGUCCCUUUCCGUUGUCCCUGCAGGGCCCAGUGCCAGACACACUGGCCAGGGGCCCAGCCCUCCUUUCUCCACACGUACUGUAGAGUUUUUUUAAUUAAAACUUUUAUUUAUACGAAC
This is a messenger RNA of Myotis davidii, 8233 nucleotides long. RefSeq names its product piezo type mechanosensitive ion channel component 1 (gene PIEZO1). Gene Ontology annotation, molecular function: mechanosensitive monoatomic ion channel activity; monoatomic cation channel activity. The coding region runs from base 1 to 7926 and encodes 2641 amino acids. NCBI's taxonomy places the organism in Eukaryota, Metazoa, Chordata, Mammalia, Chiroptera, Vespertilionidae. The transcript is spliced from 56 exons. Gene Ontology annotation, cellular component: endoplasmic reticulum; plasma membrane. The record is from RefSeq and is a predicted model, not a curated record. Gene Ontology annotation, biological process: regulation of membrane potential; detection of mechanical stimulus; cellular response to mechanical stimulus.